This is a messenger RNA of Clupea harengus (Atlantic herring), 3094 nucleotides long. RefSeq lists its product as uncharacterized. The record is from RefSeq and is a predicted model, not a curated record. Gene Ontology annotation, molecular function: guanyl-nucleotide exchange factor activity. Lineage: Eukaryota; Metazoa; Chordata; Actinopteri; Clupeiformes; Clupeidae.
CUCUCCCUUGUGCCAUGUGUGUGAGGCCCGACGGGCGGUCGGGCAGUGGCCGGUUGUGACUCGACUCAGCCAUUUUUCCCUGCCGCGUUGCGCGCAUUGGCGAGCGUGCCGCUUCCUGUUGCUGGCAGGGCAACGCACCAGCUCAGUGCUGCAGAGAGACCCUUGGUGCUGCUCUCCUUCCCAGCACAAGAGAGCAGGCGAGCAUGAAGUCUCACGAGGGAGAGCUGGUGAGGGAGAUCUCCAAGCUGCAGGGCAUCGUGUCGGAGCUGAAGGCUGGCUUCUCGCGGGCGCUGCUGGAGCUCAGCCACAUCCAGCACGGGGACAGCCGACUGCAGAGCCAGCUGCAGGAGACCCAGAGCUGUUGCCACAAGCGCGCCCUGCACCUGGAGGCCAUGGUGCAGUCUCUCAGGGAAGAGCUAGAGGAGGUCCGUGCUCAGAUUAGGCUACUAUAUGGCGACCGCUUCAAACCAGACCAGGAGUCAAAGACGCCACAGUCUGCUGAAGCCCGUGCUCAAGGGUCAGGGGUCACACAGGGAGACAGUGGGAGCGGGCACAGCUCAAACAUGUGCCAGCGUGAGGAUGGAGGAUGCCAGUGCCAGUCUAGCGGGAGCUCCGCAUCUGUGUCGUCCACUGCGUCUCUGAAGGCAGGUCUGCUGCUGCACUGCUACCUGCAGGGCCUCCGUGCGGGCCAGUGCCUGAGCACAGACGGUACAGUCAGUUGUCAAGUGGUGCCCAUGUGUGUGAGGGUUCCUCAGGCUGUGAUUGGUCCCUGGGGAGGAGAGGUGCCACGCCCCUGCUCUCUUGAGGGUAGGAGGCAGCAGGUAAUUGUGCAGUUGUUGCAGUCGGAGUGGGAGUACGUGUCCAGCCUGGGCCAACUCUAUGACAAAUACAAAUCCCCACCUGAACAGGCCAGUGACGUGGAGCCACAUAAGGUAUUUCUGAGACAUGUGGAGCAGAUGCUGCAGCGCCACCUAGUGUUCAGAAACGCCCUGGAGGAGAGGCUGGCUGCAGACCAGUGGAGGUGUCUAGUGGGGGAUGUAUUUAGCAAACUCACAGGCCAUGGAGAGGCAGCGUUCUCCGAGGCGUAUCUGGGCUACGUGUCCACUCUGCCAACCAUCCUCAACGCAGAGAUCAGCAAGGUACAGCCAGGAGCAAAGACUCACAACACCCAGGGUUGCCAGGAGAAGAAAGAGGGGGCAGGGCUUAUAUCAUUACUGUUCUCACCUGUCUCAAGGAUCCACAGCUACUUGAGCAUCAUACAGAGCCUUCUCGACUGGACAGGGGGAGACCACCCUGAUCGCCAUCUGCUUGUGGACACCCAGAUAAUACUGGGGCACAUCCGUUCCCGUGGCCACACGAUGCUAGAGCAAGAUGUCCAAUCAGAUGAGAGCCUGGCUGCAGAUACAGGAUUAAGGUGUGAGAUUCCAAGUCCUGAUUGCCCUCCGUCAGCCUUCACCAAAUACUCUCCCAACUCCAGGGACACUCUGACACGCUCGCAGACUCAUCGCCAGGACAACCAGCCUGCCAACUCACACCAAUGCCACCCUGUCCCCAGCCCUGCCAGCUGGAACCAUGUAUCUACGUCACUGGGUUGCUCUGCGUGGACCCUCCCGCCUGAUGCCACCCCAGUGCGGGUACCAGGGCCGGGCGACGUGCGGUUUCUCCUGCACCCCUCCGAUCCGGGCGCUGCCACAGACAGUGACCCGGGACAGGGCCCCUCCUCGCAGCCACUGGGGAAGAGAGUAUACAACACUGAUGCCUAUCACAUCAACAGGCCCCAGGUGGAUUUUGAGACGGACCCGGAGGAACUGGGCGAGGCGUCGGUUUUCGACUACUCCUCCGUGACGACCUGCAGCCCCGACGACACACUGGAGCUCCACGGCAACGGCCUGGAACAGAGCAACGGCACGGAGGAGAGCCGGGGCGAGGAUGAGGAGGAGGAGGAGGAAGACGAGGAGGACAGCCAGAUCCCAGUGCUGCUGAAGCCGUCUUACACGCUCCCCCGCAUGCAGCCCUCCAGCCAGAGACCCCCCCUCUCCCAGAGGGUGGUGCAUCAGGAUGGGGCAGUCUGCACCAGGUGGCAGAUCCCCCGCGCAGCGCCCAACCCCCCCACACACACGCAGGCGCAUGCGCAGAUGCAGGCAGGAGGGCAGGUGUGUAUGACGUCAGGCGCCGGGGAGAGGAGAGAGAGACGUAUGAAGCUGCAGCGGCAACCUUCCAGAGCAUUCCGUCCCAUCUGGGACCAGCCCUAUAGGCAGGGAGAUGAGACUCCUGACAGAGACCAAUCACAACCCCACAGAGGAGUGACAUCACAGGGCCAUUCAGGUUCCAAUCCACAGCAGGACAGAAACGGAGUGAGGUCUUCGCUGUAUGGCACUGGGGGCAGAGGCACUCCUGGGACUACACUGAGAAAUCCAAAUGUUUGGAACGAGAGCGAGGACAGCGAAGGACCUUGCAGCACUGUCUAACACACACAAACACACAGUCAUCAUGACUCAACGCUUUUUCUUCAAUGCCUUUCCUUUGGCGUUGACACUUCUGACAUUUGACAUGAGUAAGCAGAUUCAUUCAGGGACACUCAGAUCCUAGUGGGACCCCAUAGCCUCAUAACUUGACACUAGGAGUUUUUGCCAUUGGGAAAGCGAGAUCUUAUAAAACACAUGUAAUAUGUUGGUGCUCUACUCUCAGCUGUAGAUGCUGUGUCCGGACGAGCCUGGAUACCAGUCCCUAUAUUAUGGACGGCUCUUCUGUUUUUGACAACACACGGACUGAUGUGGGCACCUUUAAGUUCACCCCACUCAUCCACAGUGCCAUUGCUUCAGAUGAGUUGAUUGGUUUGAGUUGGUCUGAGCUUUAAAGGUGCAGUCCUCGAUCCUGGCGAAAGAUUGAUAUUUGAACUCAACAGUCAGUAUAAUACACCCCUUCCCUUCAGUGCUUCUGAAGCAACAUUGCUGAUUGGCUGGAAUAGUGUAUGGCUCGAUCUGAACCACUUUCUUCGUUUCCCAUUUAUAGUUUUUUCGAGCACACACACACACAGAACAGACAGCUAGAGGACUAUGACGAGGACACACACAGAACAGACAGCUAGAGGACU